Messenger RNA from Lynx canadensis (Canada lynx), 1892 nucleotides. RefSeq names its product serpin family A member 12 (gene SERPINA12). Gene Ontology annotation, molecular function: serine-type endopeptidase inhibitor activity. Gene Ontology annotation, biological process: negative regulation of endopeptidase activity. The transcript has 6 exons. The record is from RefSeq and is a predicted model, not a curated record. Bases 338 to 1609 code for a protein of 423 amino acids. Lineage: Eukaryota; Metazoa; Chordata; Mammalia; Carnivora; Felidae.
AGCAGGUGUGGUCUAAAUAUCAUGCUGCUGCCUCCGGGGAUGAGGAGAAGCCCCCGAGAAGUGGCGUGGCCACUGCUCCCAGAGUCUCCAUCACCUGCCCACUCAAGCCAGCUAAUUUUAUUGGCCUUCGGUCUACAGUACCAAGAGGCCUUGGAAGUAUAAAUAAUAAAGCAAGAAAACCAGAUCCAUUUGGCUGGCCCAGUGGAUUUCUCCUGAAUGCACUGAAAAAAUCCAACUCAAACCAGCCAAUCCAUAAAGGGAAAUUUACUGGCUCUUAUAACUUGGAGAAACAGAAGUGAGUGAGCUUCGGGUGAAGCUUGAUCCAGGGACUCCAAAGAUGUCACCAAGACAAUCGCCAAAGAAAAUGAACCCCAUCUUGGGCCUGGGCCUACUUUUGGCUGGCCUUCUCACUGUGGAAAGUCUUCAGCAGCCCAACCUCCCUCUGAAGAAUCAUGUACCAGUGAGCCAGAUCGAAUCAUGGAAGGGAAGGAGGGCAGCCCAGGAGCUCACAAAGCAGAACACAGAAUUCGGCUUCAAGCUUUUCAGGAAGCUGGCGUCCAAUAGCCCGGACAAGAACAUCUUCUUUUCCCCCUUGAGCAUCUCUUCAGCCUUUGCUAUGCUAUCUCUGGGUGCCCAGGAUUCCACCCUGGAUGAGAUCAAGGAGGGUUUCAACUUCAGGGAUAUUCCAGAGAAAGACCUUCAUGAAGCCUUUCAUUACCUCAUCCACAGGAUAAACCAGGAGGGCCAGAACCUGAAGCUGAACCUCACAAACACCUUGUUCAUCGACAAGAAGCUGAAGCCACAGAAGAAGUUUCUGACAAAUGUCAAGAACCAGUACAAUGCAGACACCGUCCCCAUCAACUUCCAGAACUUGGAAGAUACUCGGAGGCAGAUCAAUGACUAUAUCAAUCAGAAAACCCAGGGGAAAAUCAACAACCUGAUCAAGAAUAUAGAUCCUGGCACUGUGAUGCUUCUUACAAAUUGUAUUUUCUUUCUAGCCAGGUGGAAACAAGAAUUUGAUCCAAAAGCAACUAAAGAGGAAGACUUCAUCCUGGAUGGAAACAAGUCAGUGAAGGUGCCCAUGAUGUUCCGUGGGGGCAUAUAUGAAGCCGGCUAUGAUGAACAGCUCUCCUGCACUGUCCUGGAAAUGCCCUACCAAGGCACCAUCACUGCCAUCUUCAUUCUUCCUGAUAAGGGUAAAAUGAAGAAUGUGGAGGAGGCCAUAAACACGGACACUUUGGUCAGAUGGAAAAAACUAACAACACGAAAGGUCGUGGACAUAUCUUUGCCCAGAUUCUCCAUCACCGGGACCUAUGACCUGAAGAGGACGCUGUCCUACCUGGGUAUCACCAAAAUCUUUGAGGAGCAUGGUGAUCUCACCCGGAUCUCCCCUCAUCGAAGCCUAAAAGUGGGUGAGGCGGUGCACAAGGCAGUGCUGAAGAUGGAUGAGAAGGGGACGGAGGGCGCAGCGGGCUCCGGAGCACAGACGCUGCCCAUGGAGAAGCCGCUCUCCAUCACUAUAAACAGACCCUUUUUGGUGCUUAUUGAGGAUAGCGUCCUGUCUACUAUAAUCUUCAUGGGAAAGAUUACUAAUCCUACUGGGGCGUAACGGGGACUUCCAGCGAUGGCUUGGGGCUGAGAACGUUUUGUCUGCCUGAGAUCGGGAUUGAGGACCUUCUAAUCUAAUCCUACACCAUCAAGAGCUCCCAAGAACACCGUCCACACAGGCAGCACGGCUGGCUUUGGGGGCUCCUGUGCCUCAGCCCUCUCCCUGCCCUUUCUAGUGUAGGAUUCGGACCCCCACCACCACCCACUUGGCUGGCUGUGAUCUUCUCUCCCCGGAGAGGCAGAAGAGGGGCUUCGUGAUUUAAUAAACACCCCCUCAGUUCUGC